Messenger RNA from Cryptococcus amylolentus CBS 6039, 621 nucleotides. RefSeq lists its product as hypothetical. The coding region runs from base 1 to 621 and encodes 206 amino acids. The record is from RefSeq and is a predicted model, not a curated record. NCBI's taxonomy places the organism in Eukaryota, Fungi, Basidiomycota, Tremellomycetes, Tremellales, Cryptococcaceae. The transcript has a single exon.
AUGUCUUCCCCACCCCGUUACAACGAUUUUGCCGCAAAUGACGACCUCGCGGACGGCAUGGCCAACUUCUCCGUGGGAUCCGGCCAGAUGACCGAAGAGCCUGAGAACCUCCAAUACGGAGGGUAUGACAAGUACAGAGUACCCGAAGUUCCAGAAGAACAAAAUUGGAGCGCAUAUGCCAACAGGGUGUACGAUGAUACCAUCCAACCCACCGAUUAUUAUGAAGGAUACGAUGACCAAGGGGCGCCUUCUGCCCCUCCUGCCCCUCCUGCCCCUUCAGCUGACGAUCAAGAGACAGACUACGAGAUGCUCAUCUAUAGCGCCCAAGAUUACAUUGCUCGCAGUGGAACAUCGUUGCGAAGAGACAGUGCUGCUUCCAGUCGUGUGAGCGAAAGGAGGAAAGGCAGUGAAGCCAGUACCAGGAGAGGUAGUGAGUCAGGUGCUGGGAGAGAGGGUGAUGACGGAAGGGAACGACAUCGCCAUCGUGGGCGAGGCGUGAGGAAGAUUAGGACGGAGAGGAGAGGAACUGGGGAAUCGUAUACGAGUACUACGAGUGCUAGUACUAGGUUGCAGGAGUGGAGACCGGAUGACGACGAGGAGCAGGAAGAGUACCAGCAGUGA